Adineta ricciae is the source of this 990-nucleotide messenger RNA. The record is from the annotation of a GenBank genome assembly. Lineage: Eukaryota; Metazoa; Rotifera; Eurotatoria; Adinetida; Adinetidae.
AUGACUGAAUUACGUGCAGCGAUAAUCAUAGCGCUGAUCACAGCACUAAUAAUCAGUGUUGGCGGUGAACAAGACCAUCGCGUACAUGCUCGACAUGCUCAUGGUGGCCAUCAUCGUGAUCCUGAUCAUCCAAGACCAUGUACAAACGAUCCAACGAACACUUUCCUUCCUCUUUGUCAAACUUCUACAACUCAAACUAGCACUGAAACUGAGACUCCCGACAGCUCAGAAGAAAUAGUUGCAUCAACAAGUACUGAUACAAGUGAUACAACGACAACAUCAGACCCAACACCACUUGAACAUGCUCACUGGUGUCGUCUUAGCAAUGGUACCUAUCUUCCAUACGGCUACACAUUCAUGAAUAGUAUUUGCACCAUGUGCAAAUGUCUGUCAUCACGUGCAGUCCGUUGUGAACCACUUCAAUGUCUACCAACAUAUUGCGUUGACAACACGAUGCCGUAUCGCAAAGAUGGUCAAUGCUGUGCUCAAUGCAGCUAUGAAGUUGCACGAAAUUCAUGUCUUUACGAUGGUUUUACUUACCCGCAUGGCGUCGUAAUCAAAAGCGUUGAGAGAAAAAUGCAAUGCUGGUGUCAAUUAGGCAACAUCGAGUGUCGUACUUUCAUUGGUUCACUUAGCGACAGCUUGGAUUUGUUAAGCGAUGAACGAGUUAUCUAUAUCAUUGUCAUGGUUUUAGCCAUUGUCUUAAUUUUCGGCCUUUUGGUUUGUAUCAGUUGCACAGCUUUCAUCUAUUAUUACUACCAACGUUAUCAACAUACGUUUCAAGAAGCAUACAAUCAGUAUAUGAAUUCAGCUGGCUGGCAACCAAUGAACGAAGAGGAACCAACCGAAGGUGAAGUCAUUGAUGACGAGAAAAAGUUCGAAGCUGAACAAGGAUACUUUACACCGACCUUUGGUCAAGAUAUGGUCCCACCACCAUAUGCUGCUCACAGUGAUUCACCUGUUUAUAAAGAAAAAACACAAGAAAUGUAA